This is a messenger RNA of Doryrhamphus excisus (bluestripe pipefish), 2387 nucleotides long. RefSeq names its product estrogen-related receptor beta (gene esrrb). The record is from RefSeq and is a predicted model, not a curated record. Gene Ontology annotation, cellular component: nucleus. Gene Ontology annotation, biological process: regulation of DNA-templated transcription. Gene Ontology annotation, molecular function: sequence-specific DNA binding; nuclear steroid receptor activity; zinc ion binding. NCBI's taxonomy places the organism in Eukaryota, Metazoa, Chordata, Actinopteri, Syngnathiformes, Syngnathidae.
ACUCUCAUACACUAAGAGACACACUCUUCUUUCCACACAUCUCUAUACAUAAACACAUACACAACACACAUGUUCCCUCACACACACGCGCAGCCACUCAGUCCAUCAGAGUCCAACAUACCUGUGCUGGCUGGGGGAAGCGCUGCUAGAGGGGGGUUUCAGCAGCAACGUUUCUGAGGGUGCUUCGCUGUCAUUUGGGGGAAGAAGCCGGUCUCAAUUGGUUGCUCUUUCUUCUUCCUCUCAUUCCUGGAAUGCUAAAACUGGACUGAUGGACAUUUCAGAACUUUGUCUUCCAGACCCUCUCAGCUAUCAUAACCAGGCUUUGUUGUCCAAUUCAUUAGAGAGAUUCCUGAGUCCACUGGCCACGCUGGAGCCUUCUCAUUUCUGGCUGCUGAAUAGAAUGGCCGCUGAUGACCGGCACCUACCCUCCAGCUGUGGGUCCUACAUCAAAACAGAGCCAUCCAGUCCAUCUUCGGUCAUCGACACGGUCAGCCACCACAGUCCCAGCGGCAACUCAGAUGCUAGCGGCGGCUAUGUGAGCACCAUGAACAGCCACUCCAACGGCCUGGACUCUCCUCCUAUGUUCACCCCCGGCGGGCUCGGAGCCGGCACCUGCCGCAAGCGCUAUGACGACUGCUCCAGCACUAUCAUGGAGGACUCGUCCAUAAAGUGCGAAUACAUGUUGAACUCCCUCCCCAAGAGGCUGUGCCUGGUCUGUGGAGAUAUAGCCUCGGGGUAUCACUAUGGUGUGGCCUCUUGUGAGGCCUGCAAAGCCUUUUUUAAAAGGACAAUACAAGGCAACAUUGAAUACAGCUGUCCUGCCACAAAUGAGUGUGAGAUCACUAAAAGGAGACGCAAAUCAUGUCAGGCAUGUCGCUUCAUGAAAUGCCUCAAAGUGGGGAUGCUGAAAGAAGGUAAGAAGAGGGUUCGCCUGGACCGAGUGCGAGGGGGCAGACAGAAGUACAAGCGGAGGUUGGACACUGAAAACAACCCGUACCUGGGCUUGGCGCUUCCCCCUCCUACCAAAAAGCCUCUCACAAAAAUAGUGUCUCACCUGUUGGUGGCGGAGCCAGAGAAGAUCUACGCCAUGCCUGACCCCACCAUGCCCGAGAGUGACAUCAAGGCUCUGACCACACUGUGUGACCUGGCUGACCGCGAGCUGGUCGUCAUCAUCGGCUGGGCCAAGCACAUCCCAGGUUUUUCAACGUUGUCUUUGGGAGACCAGAUGAGUCUGCUUCAGAGCGCCUGGAUGGAGAUCCUCAUCCUCAGCAUCGUGUUCCGCUCGCUGCCCUACGAGGACGAACUGGUGUACGCCGAGGACUACAUCAUGGACGAGGAGCACUCGCGGCUGACGGGGCUGCUCGACCUCUACGUCUCCAUCCUGCAGCUCGUCCGCAAAUAUAAGAAGCUCAAAGUGGAGAAGGAGGAGUUUGUCACUCUCAAGGCCAUCGCUCUCGCCAACUCAGACUCCAUGCACAUAGAGGACAUGGAGGCGGUGCAGAAGCUGCAGGACGCUCUCCACGAGGCCCUGCAGGACUACGAGAGCAGCCAGCAUCAGGAGGACCCGCGGCGGGCGGGAAAGCUGCUCAUGACGCUGCCCUUGCUGAGGCAGACGGCCACCAAGGCCGUGCAGCACUUUUACAGCAUCAAGGUGCAGGGCAAGGUGCCCAUGCACAAACUCUUCCUGGAGAUGCUCGAGGCCAAGGUCUGAUCGCUGGAGCUACUUUGGGCGCUGCAGAGUGAGACUUUUGAGGAGACCUCAGCCAGGCGGCGAGGCAGCACACACACACGGACCUCACUCCUCAUGCGUUGCUGGGACACCAUCCAAAAAGAGAAGAAACUCGGUUAUUAGUAUAAAUAUAAGAAUGAUGAAGAUUAAUUUAAAAUAUAUAUGAAAUACUAUGUACAGUAAUAAUUUUUUUUUUGGGUUAAUUGUUGGUGGUCAUGCUCUUUGGUGUCCCUCAGCUUCUUCAGAAUAAGUAGACUCCAGUAACAAGAAAAAUUAUUAAUUUUUUUUUCCAAUUUGUUCUGAAGACAGCCGAAGUGUGGACGGCACUAACGUCUUUCUGUCUGGACUGGACAGGACGUGUAUAUUUAUUACCGCGAGACUGAGUGUACAGUUUAAAGUCUGUUGAUGUCGGUGGCCAUUUUCACUCGCCCUCCAAUCGUAGGGAGGAGAAGAAGAAGAAGAAGAAGAAGAAGAAAAAAAAAAAAAGACUUCAAUGUGAACCGUCAAGAGCUCAAACGUCCUCGGAUAUUUACAGUACCUCUCAAGAGCGCCGUGGAACCGUCUCAGACUGGAAGGCUUGUUUAACUAAACUAGCUUAGACAGUUACACUAGUCGGUAGUCUUCUGUAGUGACUCAGCAAUAAAUGACGGUGUGGGAA